Orussus abietinus is the source of this 1430-nucleotide messenger RNA. Its product is annotated as major royal jelly protein 1. Gene Ontology annotation, cellular component: extracellular region. The transcript has 5 exons. The coding region runs from base 98 to 1300 and encodes 400 amino acids. The record is from RefSeq and is a predicted model, not a curated record. Lineage: Eukaryota; Metazoa; Arthropoda; Insecta; Hymenoptera; Orussidae.
CGAGUUUAAGUAGACCGAGUCGAGGACGGAGCUCCGCCGUUCGACGUUUGGAAGUCGAGCUGCUUGGGUCGGUCGAAAGGGCCUUCGUCGAGGAAAGAUGCUUCUUCAGGUCCUGCUCGUCUUCUGCUUCGCCCUCUCCUCGUGCUCCGCUGCCUCGGAGAAGUUGAAGGUUCUCCACGAGUGGAAGUACCUGGACUUCCAGUUCGACUCCGAAGAGCAGCGCAACCGAUACAUCCAAAGCGGGGACUUCCAGAAGAAUGCCUCCAUCGCGAUCGACGUGGACCAGGCCCCAGAUGGAAGGGUCUUCGUCACGAUAGUCAGGCAGAAAGGAGUGCCGGCCAGUCUGGUGACCGUCACCGACCGGAUGGGAGACGGCGGUCCACUUUUGAGGCCGUAUCCUGACUGGAGCUGGGUCAACGGUAGCUGCAAGGGCAUCGUCAACGUGUACAGAAUAUUCAUCGACAGGUGCCAUCAUAUGUGGGUCCUGGACACCGGAGUGUUCGGAAACGACCAAGUGUGCCCGGCCCAGCUCCUUCUCUUUAACCUGAAGAACGAUCAGCUGAUCAAGAGGGUCGUCAUCCCGGACAAAUAUGCCAGGAACGCGAACGGCACGGGUCUGCUGGUCACCCCCGUCGUCCAUUACCAACGACAACCCUGUCGUUCCCCUGCCGUGUUCAUGGCCGACGUGGAAGGUUACGGCCUAGUGAUAUGGGACUCCUUGACCAAAUCGAUAUGGAGAGUCGAGUCGGAGACUUUUCGGCCGACCCCGGGGAAGGAGGAAUUCGUCAUCGCCGGAACCAGGUUCGUACUGGCCGACGGAAUCCUGGGGAUGGCGCUGAACGAAAACGGCACGAAGUACCUCUUCUACAAAGCCCUCGCCUCCGAAUACAUGUACAGAACUCCGGUGCAGAAACUGCUCCAUACGCUUCGCAAGAAGGAGACCCGUUUUCCGUUUGAGCAAAUUUCAGGAAGUCUCCCCAGCCAAUCGGCGGCCCAGGCCUUCUCCAGAGACGACGUCCUGUUUUUCGGCCUGACCGAGAGCACGUCGAUCGGCUGCUGGAACAAGAACAUGGAGCCGAUCGGUUCGCACACGGGGGUGAUCGCCCGGAACAACGAAACCCUCCAAUUCGCCAGCGGGGUCAAAGUGAUCAACACCUGCAUGGCGGAGAAGUUGUGGGUUCUCACGAACCGCUUCCAAAGGUUCUACACCGGUACGAUGAACUUCGACGAGACCAACAUGAGGAUCUUGGUCGGCGACGUUCACCAGCUGAUAGCUGGAACGAUAUGUCAAAGAACCUGAGGGUUCUGUCUCCUCGAUCGCGUCACCUGGAAUUUAAUCCCUUGCCUCCGGGCUCUGUAUCGCGUCUCGAGUACCGACCAGCGGGGGAAAAGUCGUUUUACGCCCGGGGAAAUAUAGUCCUUUAUGGAAA